AUGGCUCGCGUGGCAGGUGAUGGCGUGGCUCUUCUGUGGGCCACGAUUGCUAUGCUUUCGCUCUCGUGGAUCUUUGCGACACUACGAUUUGGAGUGAGGAAAUGGAGGAAGAAUCUUGGACUGGAUGAUGGACUGAUGUUUGCUGGCUUGAUUCUUUACACCGUCACCACGUCACUCGUUAUUAGAUGCUGCUUCUACGGCUCUGGCCAAAAGAGAAAGGACCUCGAACCCAACGACAUCAAGAUGGGGACAAAGCUCUUCUUCAUCGCCCAGUUCUUCUACUCCGCCUGCUCCGUCCCGAUUAAAUCCAGCAUCUGCGUUACAAUGCUUCGAAUCUGCGACUCUCGGCGUCGUUUUGUUUGGACCCUCUGGGGUAUCAUCGGAAUCACCGUCUUUACUGCCCUCGUCUUCAUCAUCGCUACCGCCAACAUUUGCCAUCCGAUCGAGACGCUAUGGGGAGAGGCAAAUGGCAAAUGCAAUACAAAGGUUAACAGCAGUAUUGGGUUUUACUUUUCUGCCGUGUCAAUCCUUACAGACUGGACGCUGGCUAUUCUACCAGCCAUUCUCCUGUGGAAUAUCCAGAUGAAGCAGAGAGUCAAGUUUCCUGUUAUUGUUAUGCUGAGUCUAGGCGCUUUUGCAAGCUGUGCAACUGUUGUCCGAUUAGGUUACCUCACACUCUACAACGACCCAACCGAGUUUGUCUACAGCACAGGCGCCAUUGGUCUAUGGUCCAUCCUCGAAGAAGGCAUCGGUAUCAUCGCCGGAUCCAUGCCUGCCCUUCGACCUCUUCUCAGCUUACCAAUCUUUGGUCGAAGCACAUACGCCAGUGGUGGUGCAUCAAACCAAGCAUCUAGUCACAUGAACCUAGGACACAUGUCGAACAAGAAGACACAAAAUCAGACAGAUACCGAGUUGAAUGACUACCAUGCAAACCUAACGACCAGGAUCUCGCACAGUCGGGACAAGCAGAGUCUGGAUGACAAUGAUAGUCAGAAGUUUAUCUUGAAAUCCACAAAAGUGGUCAUGACGACUGAGCGGGCUUAG
This is a messenger RNA of Fusarium pseudograminearum CS3096, 1044 nucleotides long. RefSeq lists its product as uncharacterized. The record is from RefSeq and is a predicted model, not a curated record. The transcript has 4 exons. The coding region runs from base 1 to 1044 and encodes 347 amino acids. NCBI's taxonomy places the organism in Eukaryota, Fungi, Ascomycota, Sordariomycetes, Hypocreales, Nectriaceae.